UCCAAUUCACACAUAGAUCGAAAUUGCCCCGUUUACUCCAUUUAAAAAAUUAUCCCAUUAACACUCCAUCCUUUAUUCUAAUUAUGUUCCUAUCAUCAUACAUGCAAAUGACUUCGAAAGCAAUUCUUCUUCCUCUUCUUCUUCUUCAUAUCCGUGGAAUCGCUGCUGGGAUGACCGGUGAUGAUCGCCGGCGGAAGCUUGAGGAGGAGCAUGGGAUGAGAUUCGAUUAUUCAUUCAGUCGUGGGUUCGUAAUUGGUUAUGUAUUUUCUGUAGUCUCAAUAGUAACCAUUUUUAUGUCCUAUUGUGUUCCUUGGUCUGAUUUCAAGAAGAUAAACAAGACGAAGACUUCUUCACCCAUGACUUUGGUAAAGGCAAGGCCCAAAUACGUAGAGCUAUGAAACAGAUAUCAGACUUAGAGAAGUUGAGUACGAGAAUGAGUUUUACAGCUCUAAAUAAUGCAACUGAAUCUUUCGAUGAACACAAUCUCAUCGGCUUUGGAAAGAAGGGGAAAUUGUACAAAGCAAUACUUCCUUAUUAUGAUUGUUUAGCAGCAGUUAAAAGGUUCUAUAAUUCUCGGUGUCUGGUAAAACAAUGCUUCUCUGAGCUAAUGAUCCUAGGUAAGUUCAAACAUAUUAACAUAGUUCCUCUCCUAGGCUUUUGUAUAGAAUCAACUGAAGGCUUCUUGUAUAAAAAUAUAUGCCAAAUGGGAACCUUUACGUUGGUUGCACCCCAUGAAUAAUGAGACUAAGAUCUUGGACUUCCAUUUAAGGAUUAAAAUAGCAAUUGGGGUAGCUAGAGGCUUGGUAUGGCUCCACCAUAACAAUUUCCUUAUAAUUCAUGGUAAUUUAUGUUCUAGUUGUAUCUUGCUUGAUAGAAACUUCGAACCCAAAAUAUCAAAUUUUGGAGGAGCUACGUUCUUUUCCAAAAGUGGAUCGAAAGAGUUGCGUUUGAUUCAGAGUGAUGUCUAUAAAUAUGGUGUUCUUCUCCUCGAGUUAAUUCUAGGGCAUGAUUUUUACAUGCCAAAAGAGACUUUCAAAGAACGAAUCUCUCAUCCUUCCACAACCAUUGACACUCUCUAUCGUGCCGUUGAUAAAUCUCUUAUUGGUAGAGGAAAUGAUGCCAAAAUAUUUAGUCUUCUUGAUAUUGCACGUAGUUGUGUUAAGCCACUUCCAGAUGAAAGACCCACAAUGCUGCAAGUCUACAAAAUGCUAAUGGACGUCAAGAAAAUAAAUAAUGGCAUUGAAGAUUAUUCAGAGACAUUGACUGAAACUGAUACUACCUUUACUGGUUUUAGCGAUGAUAAUAUUGAGCUUGAGAUAAUAGAGAUAUAAAGAACAGGGUUAUGUUGGAAGUUUGGAUAUUGGUGUCACCACAUUCAUGUGUAAAUAUAUAUAUUUUUAAAUUAUCACAUUAAAAUUUGAUAUGAAAUCUGAUUAUUUAGUUCA
This is a messenger RNA of Hevea brasiliensis (rubber tree), 1445 nucleotides long. RefSeq names its product probably inactive leucine-rich repeat receptor-like protein kinase At5g48380. The record is from RefSeq and is a predicted model, not a curated record. Gene Ontology annotation, molecular function: ATP binding; protein kinase activity. NCBI's taxonomy places the organism in Eukaryota, Viridiplantae, Streptophyta, Magnoliopsida, Malpighiales, Euphorbiaceae. The transcript has 2 exons. Bases 732 to 1331 code for a protein of 199 amino acids. Gene Ontology annotation, cellular component: plasma membrane. Gene Ontology annotation, biological process: protein phosphorylation.